AUGAUAAUUCACGUUGAGCCAAUGCUAGUAAUAUUAAGUCAUCUUCUUGAAGUUCUAUUGUUGGUAUUUUAGACUCAAAAUAUUUUUCCACAAAUACUAAAGCCCUAUUGAAAAUAAUUUUUGAAAACACUAUUAAAAACAAAAAUUAGAAUUCAUAUUCAAUCAUAAAGAGAUACUUACCUAUUAACAAAAUUUCCAAAAUUAUUUAAUAAUUCGCUAUUAUUUUUGGUUGCUAAAUCUGCCCAAUUAAAAUUUGAAUCUUGCGUUUCGGGUCUAACGUAUGCAAGAUAAAAUCGCCAAACAUCAGCUGGUAUACCCGUAUCUCUAGCAUCAGUACCAAACACUCCAAUACCUCUCGAUUUAGAAAAUUUUGUAUCUUCAUAAUUGAGAUAUUCUAAAACCAGAUUGAAUCAUUAAUAAUUUAUUGUUUAAAUAAAAUAAUUUCAAAAUAUCUAACAAUGUAGUUCUUUUGUCUUUAAUAUAAAUUUAUACCUGUUGCCAUUAAAUGCUUCAAUAAUGUAUAAUCUUCAUUAGCUGCUAAUAAGUAAGCAGGGAACAUGAUUGCAUGAAAUGGAACGUUGUCCUUUGCCAUAAAUUGAUAUAGAUCAACUUGUAUAUCUUUAGGCUUCCACCACUGUUGAUAUUCCUUUGUAUAUUUUUUUGUAAUACUGAUAUAACCAAAAGGAGCGUCGAACCAAACGUAAAAUACUUUAUUUUCAAACCCUUCUAUCGGAACGGGUAUUCCCCAUUUUAAGUCUCUCGUUAUACAUCGUGGUUUAAGUCCAUCACGUAGCCACGGUUUUGCAACCACUCUUGCAACACUUGACCAUCCUUUUUCUACUGUUGAGGACCAUUUUUUUAACUUGUUUUCUAACUGCAAAAUAAUAUUCUCUAUUAAAAUAUGAUACGCUUAUAAUAAAUAAUAUCGCAAAGAAAAUUCUCACCUUAGGUAAAUCCAAGAAGAACUGUUGCGACUUUUUAACAAUAGGCCUAUUGCCACACACUUUACAUCGUGGUGAUAUUAGAUCCGUUGCAUUCACUAAAUGACCACAUCCAUCACAUUGAUCACCACGUGCAUCUUCAUAUUUACACCUUGGACAGGUUCCUUCUACAAAUCUAUCUGCCAGAAACCUAUCACAAGAUUCGCAUAAAAGCUGAUCUACACUUUCACUUAAUAUGUAUCCUUCUGAUUUAAUUUUCAAAAAAAAUGACUGCACAAUUCUGAAAAAUCAAAUAUUAUAUUGACUUUAAGAUAUAACUAUGUUAUACUUUUAAAUGAUUCUGCAGUUAUUAGAUUUAUUUUACUCUGUUUGUUCUGGUGUAGUUGUACGACCAAAAUAGUCGAAUCCUAUAUUAAACCAUCGAUAGACAUCAUUAUGUAUGUCAAAAAAUUUAUUACAAAUAUUCUGAGGUGUUGUUUUUUCUUCCAAAGCUUUAGCUUCUGUAGCAGUACCAUAUUCAUCAGUACCACUAAAAAUUUGUUUUAUUUUUAUUACGAAUUCAACACUUAAAAACCAUCAUUAUUAUCAUUACAUUAUAUAAGAAAAAUACAUACCUAAUAAAAAGAGUAUUAUAAUUUCUUUGCCUACAAUAUCUGUGAACAAGAAAUUUAUUUAAAAAUAUAAAUAUUUGUGUGACAUUAUUACAAAAUUUAAGUAUUAUGAGACAAACCUGGCAAAAAUAUCGGCAGAAAGAACACAACCAAUAAUGUUUCCUAAAUGAGGAACAUUGUUAACAUAAGGUAAUGCUGAUGUUAUUAAGAUAUUUUUUUCACCUUUUUUUGGCAACCUAAAAAUAUGUAAAUUUAUGUUGAUUAUGUAUUUAUUAUUUCUUUUAAGAUAAAAUAAUUUAUGUACAUUUAUGCUUACACAGGAUAAGGAAAAUUUUUUACAUCAGGAUAUGAUUUAGAAGACCAAUUAUUUGAAAUAUUCCGUAUUUCUUCCUGAUUAACAGCUUCCAUUUCUUUCUCUUUUGUUGGACUAAGCUGAAAUUAAUAUGAAAUAUAGGAAAAUGUAAUAAUAUAUAUUAAUAAUUAUUAAAGUAAGUUUACAUCAGCCGGUUUAGAAGGUUUAGAAUUUAAAAUAGCAUUAACAGGAAACCAAGAUGCAGCUUCAAUACUUAAAAUUGCUUUUAAGCCUCUCUCAAAACUAUAUUCUUUGAUAGAAUCCUAAAACAAUUAAAUAUAUAAGUAUCAUUAACUGUAACAUUGAUAUUAAUAAAAAAAUAUAACACUAAUAAUAAAACCUGAAUAACUGUAAGCAAUUCUAUAUUGGAUAACCAAUUUUUAAUUGAUAAAUAUUCUUUAUUUAAUUCAUUCCCAAUUUCUGUGACCAUUAUAGUAGACCAUAGAGUUACCCAAAUACAUAUAUCUGCCAAUGAUAAGUCAUUAUUACCCUAAAAUGAUUUUAAUUAAACUUUAACUUCGUUACAAUAAUUAUGAAUUAAGAUUACAUCAAAAUAAUAAAUUACCUUAAUUAAGUACUGCUUGUCUUUUAAUGCAUUAUUAAGUUCUUUUAAUAACGACCAUAAACAUGAUUUUUGUGAAGUUUUGUAAAUUCCUGUACUACCAUAAAGUGUUAUAGCUGGCUAUAAAAAUAUAACAGUUAUAAUAUUUUAUUAAAAUAUAUUAUGAAUAUCUAAAUCAAUUUAUUAUAUUUCACCUGUAACUGAGAUAUUUCCCAUUCCAACCAUUUAUUAUUAACAAUUUUAAAUUCUUCAGAUAAAGGUAUUAUGAGCUGCAUUGCUGCAUUGGUACUAAAUAAUAUUAACCCAGAUGGAAAUUCAAUAGAAGGUAAACGGCCCAAAUAGCUCGCUGUAAAGAAUAUAAAAUAGAACAUCUCAUUUUAAGUCAAUUACAACAAUGUUGUAUAAUUAAAAGAUUCACAAUAUAAAAAAUUAAUUUAUUAUGUAUGAUUAUUGAAUAAACAAUUAUUGAAUAAAAACAUAUUUCUGUACUUCAAUAAGAACAUGUUUUAAUUAAAAAUCACAAUGUUUUAUUAUUUCAAGGCUAAUGUGAUAAUAAUAUUAAAAUAUAAAUUAUAUGAUAAAUAUAUAUAUCUAUUAAACAUUACUAAUUUAAAUUACUACAGAUUACUUAUGAAAGUCAAAGGAUUUAAAAAUUAUGAUCUUCAAAUGAAACAAACAUAUGAUAUUUCAUCAUAUAAUCAGAAAUUGAAUUAUUUAAGGCGGAAACAUUAAAUUUCUCACCUUUUGGUUGUACCGUUUUUACAGUAACAGUUUGCUGAGCAAAUUUAGCUGCAAUUAUUAAUUUUAAGGUAUUCGGAUUGCCCUCGUUCGUUGAAAUAUUCAUUUUUACUAAUAAGUUAAUAAAUAUUCACAAUAAAUAGAUGAAAAUAUUUUCAGCACACAACCGACACAUGUGAGCGACAAGUAAAUGCAGUCUGGAAGCGGAUGCCACGAAUAGUUUCACAGCACAUUGCCAAUCUAACCUGAACCUGCUAACCUCAAAAUUUUAAAAACACUUUUUCAUUCAUAUUGUUCACUUAAUAGUACCCAUUACAAUGUUUUUGGUUAUGAAAAAUGAAAUCAUGCAACGUAACUAUUUAUUUAUUUAAUGUAACGUAAUAUCGAAUUGAACAAGCACUAAAUGACAGUUGGUAAUACCGAAAGUUAUUGCAUCUAUGAACAUUUUAAUUGUGACAUUUAAUAACACUAUAUAUUUAUUAUCAAUUAAUAAUUUAUUAUCAACGAAAUCUAUAAAUGUAAACACUCUGGUUUAUUUUUUAUUUCUAAAUGUUUUUCUUUCAUACAAUAUUUAAAUACUUUUGUAGGUACAAAUUUACUGGAUACUAGUGUCCUCUGGUGUGAACUUUAUACAUUAUUGAAGGAAAUUUGAUUUUGUAAUAUCGUAGUUAAUUUUAACAUUUCAAUUUUAUAAUAAUUCUAAUUUAUUAUUGAUAUUAGUUGAUGGUAAUAAUAUGUAAUAUAGAAUAUUAAUUUAAUUUAUAUAAUAAUUUAGUAUAGAAUUUUACUGUUUUUAAAUAGAUUAUAUGAAAUAAAUUUUUUAGGGGAAAGAGUUAUCAAUUCAAUAGUGUAAAAUUAUUUCAACUUCAAAAGAAAAUGAUUGUUUUAUUAACUUGGGUCUUUAUAAGUCGUAUAUUGUUAUCAAAUUGUGCAGAAAACAUUGUACUAAUCAUUGCUGAUGAUUUGGAUAUAUUUCUUGAUGGCAUGUUCGUUGCUUCGCCUAUCUGUUGCCCAAAUAGGGCAUCAAUUUUAACUGGAACAUAUCAACAUAAUCAUUUAGUAUUAAAUAAUUCAAUUAGCGGAGGCUGUAAUAGUAUUAAGUGGCAAAGGAUACAAGAACCAAAAACAUUUGCAGCAUAUUUGAAAAAAGAAAUGCUUUAUACAACUUUUUAUGCUGGAAAAUACUUAAAUCAGUAUGGAGAUAAGGUAGUAGGUGGAUCUGGUCAUGUACCAAUAGGAUGGGAUUGGUGGGUUGGGCUUAUUGGGAAUUCAAAAUAUUAUAAUUACUCCUUGUCAAUAAAUGGAACUGAAAGAAUGUUUGGUAAUAAACCAAAUGAUUAUCUUACUGAUGUAAUCAGUGAUUUGGCAGUAGACUUUAUUAAGGCACGUAAUCCAAAUAGUCAACCAUUUCUUAUGGUUUUAGCACCACCUGCACCUCAUGCACCUUUUACACCAGCAAUGAGGCACAUUGAUAAAUAUAAAGAUGUGAAAGCUAAAAGAACACCUAAUUUCAAUGUACAGACUCAAAUGGAUAAGCAUUGGUUAGUGCAAAGGGGUCCAUCUCCACUUCCUGAUAAUUUAUUGCCUAAGUUAGAUGAAAUCUAUAGAAAAAGAUGGGAAACAUUGUUAGCUGUUGAUGAGCUUGUAGGAAAUGUAUAUCAAACUUUAAAAAUGGAAAAUCUUUUAGAUAAAACUUAUAUUGUAUUUACUUCUGAUAAUGGAUAUCAUAUUGGUAUUUUAUGCUUAAGUCAAUUCAGUAUGCCAAUAGAUAAACGUCAACCAUAUGAAACAGAUAUUAGAGUUCCAUUAUUAAUACGAGGUCCUGGAAUUAAACCAUCAAAGAUUGUUGCACCUAUUAGCAGUGUUGAUUUAUUUGCAACAAUUUUAGGAAUAGCUGGUAUACAGCGUCCAUCAGAUGGAACAUCAUUUUUAAAAAAAAUAUUACCAAAAAGUAGAACUCUGUUAAUAGAGUAUAGAGGCGAAAGAUCUAGAGGUAUUCCAUUCUCAGGUUGUCCAAGUGAUUAUGAUCCAAAUCUUGCAUUAUGUUCUAAAGAUAUGGCGUGUAAAUGUCAAGAUGUUGCGAAUAAUACUUUUAGUUGCAUACGACAUAUAUCUUCAAAAUUUAACAAUAUUUUCUGUGUUUUUGAAGACAAUAAGCAUUAUAUUGAGGCAUACAAUAUAACAACAGAUAAAUAUCAAAUGGAAAAUAUUGGAUAUACUAUGAAGCCUCAUCAUAGAUACAGAUUAAGGAAAAAUCUUAAAAAAAUGAGUAUUUGUAAAAACGAAGAAUGUGUUGUUACAAAUAUGGAAUAUACAUAUGUUUAAGUAUUAACAUAUUGCGGAUAGUGACAUUAUUACAUAUAUUUUAAAUUUAC
Heterotrigona itama is the source of this 5579-nucleotide messenger RNA. The record is from the annotation of a GenBank genome assembly. Lineage: Eukaryota; Metazoa; Arthropoda; Insecta; Hymenoptera; Apidae.